AUGACAAUGAGAAGCGCUUUUUUAUGCACUUUUUUUAACUUGAUCGUUUUGUAUCACGUAACAGCCAAACAUGACCGUUUAGCGAAACAUCGCAUCAGUAAAUUCAAGGCGUUGCACAAGAUUCUGUUCCGUGUAAACCAUCAUCGCAACAAACCCACGGGCAGGACCUUACAUCACGGUAAGCGCCUUCAUAACACUCAUUGUUUUGCUACUUCCCUGUGGACAUGGAAGGUCUAUUUAUUCCUCUUUUCCACCUAAAAUCAUAAACUUGUAAUUACGUUUUAUUGACUUUGAGUAAACGAAUUAAAAAGGACAGUGAGUGUGUUUGUCGACUCACUGCCCUUACUUUAUGGCUCGACGCACAAGCAACUCUAGGUUCCACGAACUACUGUCAUACAAUUUAUGGGUCGUGGAGUUGUGUGGUCGUAUUUUAGCAUAAAAUAAUAAUAAAGCCAUAACGAGUUAUACUAAUAACGGAAAUGCAUUAAGAUCUGAAAUUCGUCCGUAGUUUAGAAAAUCCUCUUUUAAAAUUUCAUAUACUUUCGUCUUUAGGUACCAAUCUAUUUCGAGUCUUCCGAAAGGGAGAGAGAAUAUAAUGUUCUGGGGAAAAGAUUUGCAUAAAGGGGUAUAGUUAACUCCCUCUGAGGUGGGUGCCGUCGAAGACAAGCAGCAUGUCUUAGCGAGGUGUCCUACUUAUAGAGAGUCAAGAGAAUGAUUGAAGGACCGGCCAGAACUAACACUAAGUGUCCUCCUUAGUGUCCGUUUGAAGAGACACUACGGUUACUCUCUUGUAACGAUUGCUUUAGAGUGACUAAUAAUUUCCUUUAUCUUACAGAGCCCUCGAGAUUCCUACAUUCAGGAAAACAUUUUAGUCACCUAUUGAAAGCAUUGUCUAAGCGCAAGAAAGAGUCGAGGAAUGCGAAAGGUUCAGCCAAGGCAGUUAUAGUCAAAGUGAAUGGAAAAAAUGUUUACUCCAGCUUUGGCGGAGUUCAGAAUACCACAAACCCGCCAACACCCUCACCAUUUCCAAGGACAACUCCUGCGCCACAAACGCACAACAUUAACCUUCAUAUCAAUGUGACAAAAUCGAAUCCUCCAGAAAAGGAGCCAAGUCGACCUGUGAUCAUAGCGGCACCUCAACCACAGCCCCAGCCUCAGCCAAUCGUGGCUGUGGUACCCCAGGUAACCCAACCUGCACAGGUUCAAACUCAAGCUCAAAUAGUGCCUCAAAUAGUGCCUAUUGUAACACCGGCUCCAGCUACGUCAGCACCGGAGAAAAAGGAAUCAAGCCUAAAUAAGUUACUGCUAACGGCAGCAUUAUUGAAAGGACUAGGUGGAGACUCGACUGAAGGGAACUCACAAGCUUUUCCCUCCCUGUUAACAAACCUUAUACCACCGUAUAAUUCUCCUCUCAGUUCAUUGCUUCCCGGAAAUGCUGGGUCAUCGUUAACUGCUCCUCUGACUGGGUAUCCUCAACUUGGGGUUCCCCAAGGUGGGGCCCCCCUGGGGUAUCCUGCACUAGGUAAUGUACCCUUGGGUUACCCGGCGAACAGCGGACCACUUGGAGGUCUCAAUCUAGCGACUGCAGCAGCUCUUAAUAAUUUAAAUAUGGGGUAUCCUAGGGGUGGAGGAAAUAGAAACUUUGGAUACCCAGCUAUUGGGAGACCUAACAUGGGAUACCCCGCCCGCGGGCAACUGAAUAUGGGAUAUCCAGCUAUUGGUAACCGAAAUAUGGGAUAUCCCGCCGGUGGUAGAUUUGGUUAUCCAGCUGGUGGAAAUCAAAAUGCGGGGCCUCUAGGAGCUAGCAAUCAAAAUAUGGGCUACCCUGCAGCCGCAAAUUCAAAUAUGGGAUACCCAGCUGGUGGAAAUCAAAACUUGGGGUAUCCGGCGGGUGGUAACAGUAACAUGGGAUACCCUUCUGUGGGCAACAAUAACAUGGGAUAUCCGGGUGGAGGCAGCAACAACAACUUGGGUUAUCCCGCCGGUGGGAAUGAAAACAUGGGAUAUCCUGCUGGCCGGAAUGAAAACAUGGGUUAUCCUGCGGGUGGGAAUGAGAACAUGGGAUAUCCUGCCGGUGGUAAUGAAAAUAUGGGAUAUCCUGCCGGUGGUAAUGAAAAUAUGGGAUAUCCUGCCGGUGGUAAUGAAAAUAUGGGAUAUCCUGCCGGUGGUAAUGAAAAUAUGGGGUAUCCCGCGCCUGGUGAAUUUCUUAGUUUGCCACCCACACCGUCUACAAACACUGGCGUAUCACCCGGAGAAAAUACUGGGGCUCCUUUACCAAGUCUUGUUCCCGGGGGAGGCCCGUCCGUCGUGACCCCGCCGCCGGGCGGUUAUCUUGGUGCAAGUCAGGGCCAAGGUACAGCAGCGCCAAUUCCCCCAGUUGGUGCAAGUCAACCAGGUAACCCGAGUCAACCAGCUGGGGCAAGUCCACCAGCCUCUCCGGUUCCACCAGGUGGCAGCUACGUUGCUCCGGCAACAAAUGCUGCGAGUUCGUGUUGGUGUGGUUGUGACGCUACUUGCUCUAAAACUUGCGACCUUUGCAAUUCAAUUCCCACUGGCAACUAUGAAAACAUUUCUGGUGUAUUGCAUCCCACCAAUACUGGCUGAGACAGAUUUAAGAGUAACACACAAAAAGGGCUUCAAGCAAAGGAACUUCGUUCUUACCAAUACUGGCAUUACUGAGACUGGACACAUUUUCUAGUUUGAAUUCAUUCUUUAAAAGUAGCUUUAGAAUCCCUGUUAGAGCAAACGCCAAAUGUCGAAGUUCAAGUAGACCUUUCUCACUUUCUCACAAGAUUAGCAGAUAAAACCAUAAAUAUUUUAUAUGGAUGACCCUGACAUGAAACUACGUAUUUCUGUGUAAAUAUGAUACUAAACGGCAAACCAGAGGUAGAAUUUUGUCAGGUGGUACAAAUUUUAGUUUGCCGUUAACGUGAUUCUAAGUCCCUCUACUGUAACUUGUGUCAUGGCAACACUUUGCAACCGUAUCUUAUAAGGUUCUUAACUUUUCUAAAUAGGUAUUAAACGUAAAAAAUUGGUUUUUAUUGAAAUUUUUUACUGUAGCGGGUUUACCAAUGGAUAUGUAGUUUACGAGCGAUGUUAUUUUGUAACUAGCUACUAGCAACUGGCAAGACUUUGCAGUUAGGUCUGACAGUCGAUGGAUCGUCCCUUUGCAUCAGAGCAUUUCUGCUUUGUAAUUUAAUUUGAUUUAAUUCUUGGUACGAACUUUUAUAGUGGUAAACGUAGUGAUGUUAAAUGGUGAUAAAACGCUGUGUCGAAUGCUUGACAUUACUUCUCAAGCAAAAUGACUUUAGAAGGAGAAAUUAAGGAUGCAAAGAUGAGCAGUUUUUCAUCUGAUUUGUAUUUUCUUUAUGAAUUACUAAUGUUAAUAUGUUUGAGAAGAUUAAAGGAGAAUUAAAUUUGCCACAAGGAUUAACUGCACCAGAGCAUGUUCUGUCAAUGUCUUCCAUGUAUAAGGUCAAAAUGACUAAUUAAUGGCCACAUUCUCUUUAAUGUUUGCAUUUUUCAGUAUGUAUUCAGGUUGUGUCCAUAUAACAACUACUCAUUUGGGCCUCGCAAGCUUUGUCUAAAGUAAAAGACUAAUAGCAAGCAGUUAAGAUAGAACUACAGUAUUCUCUUCGAGGCUUUUAAAGUCCGAGAUUUGCUUUCUCGUACCUGCGCCCCUCCCAUUUGCAUUUAUUAUCAUAACAAACGCAGUGACGUUUCAUUCAGGGGCACAUGGAGGUAGUUUUCUCUUUCUGAGUCUUGCGAGUACCGUAGGAGCCCUUAAUAGCGACUGGGUGAGGGCAUUUUGAUAGUCUCCCAGUCCUUAAAACGCAACGUCGGCAACUGUAAUUAUAAAUUGAUAAAGGGUUUUAAGACUACGUGCAUACAUUUCUUUGAAAUAGCCAUGAACAUAGUAGGUAUGCUUAAUUCGCCAAUUAGGGGACAGUCGCCUUUCUGGUGAUUCCAAAGGUUUUUUGGUAUUCACUAAAGCCGCAGACUCAACUGAAUGGCCUGUAUCAUUGAAAACCAAUGAAAAGUAUCCUUGAUCAACAGUAUUCCCAUAGAAGUUGUCUUUUGCACAACAUAAUGUCAGUUUGUUCUUGGCCCGUGUUGAUAUAUAAUAAUGUCAUGAAAAGCAUUCACUCAAUUGGUCAUAGCUCUUUUUAUGUAGUAAUAAAUAUGUAGUCUGUUAAGGGACUAAAAGUGACGCUUUCAAGACUGUUGCAUGGAACAAAGGGAAAGUGGUUGGAAGUCAAUAAGGGGGGAACACACUGCCAAUAAACAACUGACCUCUAGUAAACAUUAUUCGAGUAUCACAUUGAUAUCCACCCAGGUAUUUAAAAACAGCAAAAAUAUAAAGAUAAGGUAGUCAUCCUUUUACGCAACUUUAACAUAUGCCACGAAAAGUCCACUCAUAAUUUUCAGUCUCAGUAUGCUCUAUGGCAAACCGCUGGUUACCUUCUCAGAUAAGUUGGAUAAGCAAGAUUGAAUGCUUAGGUUUCCCUUACUACAUAAAUUACAAAUAACCUAUCCAAAUAGAAUGAGGCGUUGGGCAGAUUAAUAGAUUUUAUACUCUCUUAGUAGUAGGACUAUUCAUAUUUGCAAGAGGGGCUGAAAAUCUUGAGUGAUUUAGAAAGUCAGUUGUUAGCAGUUAAUUUAUUCGAAUAGUUGAACGUUUUAUGUUCAAUUGUUUAUGAUAGAUUGUGUCUGUGCGGUUUUAUUUGAAAAAAGUUAUCUUGGAAGUUCAUUUGCAUUCUUACCUUUACCAACUGCAUGACUCGAGAUCAGUCGAGAAUAGAGUAAAGGAACUAGUAAUUGAAAGCUUUUAUAAACGGUCGUUUAGUUCUAAUAUAGGAAGUUUAUGUGAAAAACGCUUUCAUCUUUCGAAGGUUUCUGUCAAAUUGACAGCUCCACCGAGUCGGCUCGCUAGAAUUUGCGGUAACUGAGGAAAGUAAAGCAAUUAAAUCAUUGCAGUACUCCCGCCCAUAAUGGGCCAACAAUAAAAGUAUCCUGUUAUCCUUACAGGGGAAAACAUUCUAUUCUUGACCAGCUGAGAUGCGAAAUGUUCCGUUUAAGUCUAUAAUUAGUUGGAUAUUCGAUUGUCGUCUCUGUAAUAUGUUUGGGUCAGGUAUUAAGAAAUGGUAACAGCCUUCCAGAAAUCGACCACAAAGCGUGAGUGGUAGUAGGUUUGUGAUGCAUUAAAUGAAAGAAAAGGUUGUUAGAAUGUCAGUAUUGUCAGGCAAAGGGACACUUAAGCAAACUAUUGACAUUCAAAAAAAUCGGUUAGCCAACUUAAAUAACAAUACAAAACCGGUUGUCCUGCUGGUGAUCAUAAAAGUUUUAUGCAAAUCUUUGAUGAAAGCAAACAUGGUAACUGAUAUUUUCUUGCCCAGCGAGGAAACCAAAAGAAAAAUAUGCCUCUAUAGACGACUUUCAACAUGAAAAAAAGGAUUUUUCUUCUCUUGUACACGCUGUGCGUGUAUUGGACGUCAGUCAUAGGGGUUCAUCUUGCUGAAGAUCGCCGAAUUCCAAGCUUAAGAUCGAGUGGUACGAGGCUUAGAAUACAUGAUCAAAGCUACUCUUCUAAUUCUAAACGAAGAAAAGGUAAAGUCCUUUUAGCCAAAAUGUGGUUAUUUUAAUGUUUAGCCCAGGAAUGGAAAUGAGAAUAACAAAAUUUUCCAUAAAAUGUCAUAUCCGUGUAAUUGUGUAAGGGUUAUGUGAGAACUUCGAUGAAGAAUCUAACAGCAAUUGAUUGGCAGUUGUUUGGUAAUUGAUAGGCAUUUUACGCUUGAUAGCAGAUACACUUGUGAGACUGAAGAUUUAAUACUGAAGUUGUUUUGAUUAUCUCGAGAAAAAUCUACCACCGUUGUUGUUUACGAUCGAUCAUGAAGGCAGCCAUAUCAGUGACACGUUCACUGAAUUAUGAAUUAAUACAAUUUAUCCGGUUACUUUUGUUAACAAGGCGUUUAGGUCAUGAUGCAUAUAUAUAACUCUCUUGUAUCCGUAAACCAUAAUAAGUUGCUUUGAAAAUUUCUGGAGAGAUUAAGUGUCCUAAAUUAAACUGCUCUUUUAAAUCAGAAUUCUAUUCGGUGAUAAAAGGGCAAUGCAUUAUUUAAACAUCGCGAGGAAAUUCUGCUAACAGUAGCAAACUGCUAAAUGAAAGGGGUGGUAUUCAUCAGCGGAUUCUCUGCCCAAGGUUUUAUGCAAAAAUCAUGUACCCCCUCUUGCAAUAGUUCUCUUACUUACGAUAUGUCUUUUUUCUCGGCUUUCUGAUGUUUCUGUUGAACCCUUGCUCUGCAGAAAGCGGAUUGUUCAGCUCCUUGCGUGCGUGCGGUAACCAAGUAGAAAUCAGGAAAAUGGCGAUGCUAUGUUCAGCAGGGGGCAUGAAAACAAUGUCUUCGUCUUGUACUUCGAAAUAAAUCUAGAUUUAUCUCUCUUGAGUAGAUUAAAAAUAUGUUUUAUGAUUAAGAAUAAUUAGCCAAUAGUGGGUGUUCUACGACAGGCCAGGUGCUUAUCUCACCUAGAGCUUUCGGAAUUCGUGGCAUUUUCUAGGCUGUUAUCUGUGGAAAAGCGGCCAGGAGAAGAAUGAACGUUUUAGGGGAUCCUUGAUCCUGUCCGUUACGGAACAUCACGAUGUUUUUCUUCUUUAAAUUUUUUUUCUUCACUUGCCAAGCAUUUUAUAAGAUCGUAAUUACGAUAUGCAGGGUUCGUUAUAAAUAACAUAUAUGCCAAACGAAAUCGAAGUUAUAUAUUUUAUAGGAAAUUGUUUCUGGGCAAUGAAACUACUAGGACGUAAUCUGAAUGAAAAAUUUAUCUUUCAGGGUCUUCCAACUUGGUAUUUCCUAGGCGAGGGCAUAAAGCGUCCUUUUCAAAUAUUAAGAGAGCUUUCAUUCAACGCAGGAUACAGUUUAAAGGUGCACCAAAAGGCGUUAUCGUAAAUGUGAAUGGCCAAAAGAUUUACACAACUGCAGGAGACUCAGCAGUACCACAACCUAACCAGGGCUUCAUAACACCUAAUAAGGCCAUCAACCUCCACAUAAACCUUAAUAAGAAACCUUACGAAUCGUCAAGGCCUCAACGAAAGCAACAGCCGAUAAUUAUUGCCGCACCGAGACCUCAACCACUGGUGCGACCGAUUGUGAUUGCUGUCCCUCGACCUCAGCCGCCGAUGGUUUUGCCUGCUCCUGUUCCUCCUGCUAUCCUACCAGCACCUCUUACGCAGCCAGCACCACUUCCGCAGCCGGCACCACUUCCGCAGCCAGCACCACUUCCUCCUAUUUUCUUACCUCCACCUGUUCCACAGCCAGCUCCAGAACCAGUUAAGGAAGAAAACGAACUCGGAAAUAUCCUUCAAACGGUUGCUUUGUUGAAAACCCUGGGUAAAAAGGAAGAACCCCCAAAAGUCGUGACUGUGCCUGUGCCUGUUCCUGUGCAAUCGUAUCCAGCAGGAUACCAAACACCAAGUCAAAAUUACGGAUACCCUCCGGGUAGAGGUGCAAACCAGGGAUAUCCGGCCGGGGGAAAUCAAAACCAAGGAUACCCGGCCGGUGGACCUGGAACUCAAGGUUACCCUGCCGGCGGUGGUGGAAAUCAAAACCAAGGAUACCCUGCCGGUGGUGGUCAAAAUCAAGGAUAUCCGGCCGGUGGAGGUCCAGGAAGUAACAGUCCCCAGGGAUAUCCAGCCGGUACUUCAUUGGGAGCUCCUCCCACAGCUGGUAAUGGUCGCGUACCUGGGACUGGCAAUACAGGAACGGGAGGGGCUACGAAUCCUUUAGCAGCUUUAAAUGGUCUCGUACCUUUCCUCCUUGGCAUGAAUUGCCGUUGUGGCUGCGAGAGAAGAUGCCCAGAUUUAUGUGGUUUGUGUAAAGAUGUCGAUGAGGAGAUUUAUGAUUCAAUAGAAUGUUGUAAGACAGUGCCAUGCCCAUGCUCCAAUCCGAGUACCUUUGGAGGGACGACACAACCAGCUCAACAAGGAACCGCAGUAGCAGUUCCCCAACAAGGAAUAGGUCUGCCAGUGCCUCAAAAUCCGCAAGCAUCAACACUGCCAGCAGCAGUUUCGAACCCUGCGCAAGUGCAACCAGCUCCAGCUCCUCAGCCGGUCCAAGCCCCACCGUUAUCAUAUCCUCAAUCUCCAGGUUCCACCCAGGUAAACCCAGCUGUUCCAGCGCUACCUGCUUCAGCACCUCCACAAGCGCCUGCCUCAGCACCUCAGCCUCCUUCUGUUGCAGAACCUCCGCCUCUUCCUGGUACACCAUCCGCAGUUCCGACCCUUCCUCAACUCCCCCCUAUUCCACAGACGCUGCCAACGGCCCCGUUAACCGCCCCUGGUCAGUUACCCCCGGUUCCACCCAAGCCUGAGAUUACCCCUUCAGUCCUGGGAGGAAACACGCCAAAGCCACCAAAGCCCGAGCUAGCGCCACCUAAGCCGGAGGUAACGCCACUUAAACCAGAAGUAGCGCCAUCAAAGCCAGAGAUAACCCCUCCGAAGCCGGAGAUUCCACUUCCUUCUCUCCCAGGAUCCGAACCAGGAUCACCUUCUCCACCAAAGCCAGAAAUUGUUCCUCCAAAGACUAACCCAACAGAAGAGUCUCUACCUUCUAUUCCUCCCGGAACAAACGGACCAGGUGCUCCUGGAGAGCCACUACCCCCACCACCAGAAAAUGAAGGUUCCAUAAAGAUCCCUCCUGUAGCUGUAUUGCCCGGAAAAAGUACUCGUAAGUGAUGCUCUAUGCUUUAAACAUUUCCGUAGCUUUUCAGUAUAGUUCCAAGCGCAUAUGAAUCCCCUUUUGAAUGUGUUAUAUUCAAGGGUCUUUCUCUUUUCUUUGAGUCAUCGAUGAAAGGUUAAUAUUCAAACCAUGACAUGAAUCAACGAUGAGAGAAAUUUUUCAUGUGUCCGUCGAAUUGGUCUUGGAAAAAACCGAAAUGCAUUUGAAAUGAAGCAUCAAUCCCAUAGUUAAAAUAUCUAUCAAGCAACAUGACUCGUUGCAUCCAAUAGUAUCUAAUAUUUCUGUCAUAACAGGGGGCAAUUAUCUUGUAAGAUAACACUUCGAAUAACGUUGUAAUUUAAGGCAAAAGGUAUCUCUCCUUAUUGCCUUUAUUUGUCAGUUUGCGCAUGGGCUCCUGGUCUGAACGCAGUAGGUUAUGGGCACCAGCGAGAUUUGGUGAGCUUGCCCACGGAACGGAAAGGUUGUGGUAUUUGACAGGAGCUUCGCUUUUAGAGUCGGCUAGCCACGGGAUUUCGAAGUCGAAUGGUGGCUGUGCCACACUGCUUCCUUCCUUGCCUAUGAUACGAUAAUAGCACGCGUUCGGUUGUUGGCAACUUUUUAUUCAUACGUUUCUUGACCCUAUAUCAGCGGUCAUUCUUGCUAUAAAUUCAACUGAUGACUAAAUAUUUUAUUCACACAGCUGCACCAUCGCUGCCAUCAUUACCACUUCCGAAGCCAGCCUAUCCUGUUCCCCCUCCAGCUCCUCAGGUAUUUAUCAUAAAGGAAAAUAACGAAUCUCCAAAAGACCAGGAAGACAGUAAGAGUGCCGAAGCUCUCGAUAACUUAAGUAAAACGUUUGAGGAUGCAUUCACAGAGGCUUAUAAGUCUGAAGAAAGGAAAGGUAGAUAUAGGCAUCAACCUCGAUAUGGACGUUUUAGGCAAAGGCUACAAGAGCAAGACAGUUUUGAUAAUGACUCUGAAGAACCUCCUAGGAAUGGCUUUAGGCACAGAUUACACGAUCAAGAUGAUGCGAGUUUAGAUUUAGAGCAAGAAGUAAUCAAGGAUAUUGAGAAAGAGGAAGGCGAGGAGAGGAUGCAAUCAAGUGUCGGCUCACGGAGAGAAAUUGCGAGACAAAAUUCAACCAGCAAUAGUGAAGACGAUGAAGAUUACAACAGUAACAACGAUGAUGACCUCAGUGAUAAUGGCGACGACAAGGGUGAUACUAAUGGGUAUGAUGAUCGUGGCCAUGGUGAUAAUCACAAAGCCGACGAGAAUGAUGAUAGUGAGGAUGAUGAUGAUGAUGAUAAUAGUCGGCACAAUUAUGAUGACCGUAAUGAUGACGAUGAUCGUGCAAAUAUGGACAUAAAUCUGGAUACUGAGCCGUCAUCUGAUGCAGACGAACCUCGUCAUUCUCAUUCUCACCCCGACAAAAAAUAUGAAUAUCAUAGGCAGGGAGACAUAAAGAGACGGCGAAUAAGAAAAAAGAAAAAGUAUACACGUUAUCAUGAUUAUAGAAGAGGCAAUCACCCUAAAGAAAGUCUUGAGCGGGGCAGACUUUCGCUGGCAAAAUCCACCAGCUUUCGCAAGCAUUUGAAGGUUCGAACACACACCAACUGGGACAAUCGGAAGGCAGAGGCACAUAUACCGUCAAAAAAAUACUCUUACGCUGAAAAACAAAAGAAAAAUCCUAAGAAAACUACAUUGCGUAGCAAAAAAUAUCGCAAAUCCAAGAAAACAAGGGUGAAGAGCGUAAAGCAUCGGCUUAAAGCCCAAUAUUAUCGAAAUAGAAACUCAGUACGUGUUCGUUAUAAUAAAAGUAAGUUUGCUCAUUUACAGGAACGUGAUUCAGGAAAAAGCCACCAUCGUCAUCAUACAGGGUAUCCUGUUCAUUACCACAAACAACUUAAUCACCAUCACAACGGACACCAACAUGGGAAGCAAUACAAGCAACGUGGUACCCAAUACAAAAAACAUCAAAAUCAUCACAAUCAACUAUAUAAAAACAGUUAUUCUAACAGUGGAUCAUUAUUACCCGAGGAUGAGAUUUCAGAAUCUAGCACCUUCGAAGAAGGAAGUGCGAAUCAGGGUCAUGAAUCCUCUACAUCCUCCCGGUCCGAAGACCAAAAUUCUCGUUCAGAUUACACUGAAGGCGACCGUCACCUUUCUGAGAUGAAAAGUGACGUUAACAAAGGCCUAAAAACUCUACUAAGUACUGUUCAGUCGUUUAAGCUAUCAGCGCACCACAAAAUACGACAAAAUACGAACUGGGGGAAUAUAGCGGAAAAAGAUAUCAAUGACUAUAGUUCUGGCGAAGAGUCAGGAGAAAACGAGGUCAGCGGUUUUGAGGGUAGCCAUUAUAACUAGUUAUAAUAGUGUUUUAUUAGUGAAUUUUUAAACAUCGAAUGACUCAAAUACAAUGCUAUUAUCGUCAUAAAUAGUGUGGUGGAAAAACCGUUACUUUGGUGGAGACAUUCUCGAUAGGAAUAACACUAUGCUGCUUGCACGGAAGGGAAGAUAUGGUUUUGUUUUACAGUAGGAAAAAUGUUGCAUUACUUUUGAUGCGAGACAACUGGGUAGUUAAAAUCGUUCCUUUUGCUAUUCUGAUCCUCACAGCAAGUGGAAACUAACAAUAACCUAAUCUAUCCUUUUUUGUUAAUAUAUUUGCACAUGUUUACUGAUAACUGAAAUAAAUAGGCAGUUUUUGUUGGAAAUAAAAUAUUCUUUGUUUUACUCACGACUAGGUUAACGAACUUACAUGUAUUUUCAAAUUAAACAUCAGAAAUUCGGCGUUCAAUGUUCGGCGUUCAAUCCUGUCUGGGAACUGAAGACUUUUUUUCCUGCUCUCGUCCCAUUUUCCUCGAUCUUGAUGCUACAAUACACAUAUUUCUGCAUGAAGAGUCCCAGAGGUCAUCAUUUUUAUGGUUUUGCUGAAGCUAGGCUCUGCCAGCCCUCAGAUAAGAGGGACGUCGCGAAAACAAGGUCAAGGAAAAACAGGACGCGCGGUAUCUGAGAAAGGGGCGGCGCGCGUUAUUUGCAUCAGCUUUUUUACGAUCUCUGUACAUUACUAAUGCUAUCUUGAAGCUAACCCAGAAGACGAGAGAGAGAGACCUAAGAUAGUCCAUGUCUUACAAAAUCUUACUUCCACGCGAUCCCAUUUAACAUUAUAAGGUCAGACCAGAAGCUGUUUGUUUCUUCCUCAGACGCAUUUGGUAAAACUGGUGAUAAUCGGUGGCUAUGGUUACUAGUUAUGAUGUCAUCGAUUAGUUAA
Messenger RNA from Porites lobata, 11976 nucleotides. The record is from the annotation of a GenBank genome assembly. Lineage: Eukaryota; Metazoa; Cnidaria; Anthozoa; Scleractinia; Poritidae.